AAGAGAACGACGUCAGCUAAGUGCACAUUGCGCCUGACGUAUCGUAACUCGUUACACUUUUCUGUUCUUUAUUUUAUUUUAUUUUUUAUACAUUUAUACUUUUUUUUCUUUUUGUUUUUUACAUCUACAUCGUCUAGGUCAGAGGAAACACCGAACGACGUAAAAAAAAGAAAAGAAAAAAAAAUCUGUUUCGAGCUUUAAAUCUCUUUUUUUUUCUGAAUGUCCUACUUCCUUCUCUAUGGAUCGAUAUAGCUCCACCUCUACUACCACCACCACCACUACUACUACUACUUCUACGACCAUUGCCGCAAGUACUACACGUAAAUUUUACACCAAGCAAAUGAUAUGAUGGACAACCCAUCGAUCCACGAUCUUCCCCCCCAGCCGGGCGGCCCCAUGCCCCCUCCCGCCUUGGGACGCGCUGCUGCUGCUGCUGCUGCUCCCCCUCAGCCGCAACAGCUCCCUCCCCAGAUGUUCACUACUGCUGCGCAGCUGCUAGACCUCACCGAUAAAAAGCUCUUGGUGUGUCUGCGAGAUGGCCGGAAGCUAAACGGAGUUUUACGAAGCUGGGACCAAUUUGCCAACCUAGUCCUCCAAUCCACAGUCGAGCGCAUAUACGCCACGACGUCCGCGCCCUCGGACCCGCAGCCCAAGGGGUUCUACGCGGACCGGACCCACGGCAUCUUCCUCGUGCGCGGCGAGAACGUGCUCCUGCUCGGGGAGAUCGACCUCGACAAGGAUGACGACCCGCCCCCCGGGUUCGAGAAGGCCGACUUCGCCGUCGUCGAGAAGCUCGCCAAGGAGCGCAAGGCCAUCGAGAAGUCCAAGGAGAAGAAGAAGCUCCAGAAGCUCGCCACCCUCGGCUUCGAGGGCGAAAACUUGGGCGAAAUCAUACUUUAAAGAUGAACUAUGAAAGAAGAGAAGAAAGAGAGAGAGAGAGAGAGAGAAAGAGAGGGAGGUACGGGGGAUUCUUGUUACUAGGCUCACAUCCAGCCGUUCGGGUUACGUUAGAUGGAUGAGCACAAACCCAAAAAGGAAGAGAAGGAGUGGAAAAUAUACGCCACGAAGGAGGCGUGGUAUGUUAGGUACCUAACCAAGAUGGAUCAAGGGACAGAAUAUUGUGAAAUGUCUCCUUCAUCAACCCUAGUACACAGGACUGGUCUGGAAGAAUUGCUAGCAAAUCUCACCAAAGAGAAUCGGGAGCCGCACCCGCACUCGUACUCACACUCCCUCACAUUCCCCUACCUAAAGUUAAUUACUUAAUCGUGGGCUAUGUUGUAUGUAUGUAGAAGGCGUGAAAAAAAAAGUAUUCUUUAUACCUGGGUGAUUUGAGAAGCUCCCAGUUUGACUCGGCUUUGGCUGCCUCUAGUUACCUAGGUACCUAACCUCAUACCCAGCACCUAAUGUUCACCCCUCGAGAGACAUUAUUCUGCACGGCAAUGACUUUUUUGCGUGUUAAUUAAAAGUCCUCGCUUGCUCUAAGAUAUUCUCUUGGUUUAGUAGAUGUGAGCGGCGGGAACGUGGAAUAGGGGUUAACUCACAACAUGCGAUGCCAUCGUGAGUAAGGCAGG
Daldinia caldariorum is the source of this 1571-nucleotide messenger RNA. Its product is annotated as Sm-like ribonucleoprotein. Gene Ontology annotation, cellular component: P-body; Lsm1-7-Pat1 complex. Gene Ontology annotation, biological process: deadenylation-dependent decapping of nuclear-transcribed mRNA. Gene Ontology annotation, molecular function: RNA cap binding. The record is from RefSeq and is a predicted model, not a curated record. The coding region runs from base 346 to 900 and encodes 184 amino acids. Lineage: Eukaryota; Fungi; Ascomycota; Sordariomycetes; Xylariales; Hypoxylaceae. The transcript has 3 exons.